AUGGGACUAACUAGACUCGGGCCUUCCGGGCAGAACCUUCCUGCGCGGGCGAGGGGGGGACCGGGGCGCGUGGGAGACGGCUUCCGGGUCCGAGGCUGCCACAGCCACCAUGGAGACCAUCCUGGAGCAGCAGCGCUGCUACCACGAAGCGAAGAGGCUCAGAACCUUGUGGAGUUCGCUGAUGAAGAAGGAUAUGGCCGCUAUCUGGACCUGCACGAUUGCUACCUGAAGUACAUCAAUCUCAAGUCAUCUGAGAAACUGGACUACAUCACUUACCUGUCUACUUUUGACCAGCUCUUUGACAUUCCAAAGGAUAGAAAGAAUGCUGAGUACAGAAGGUAUUUGGAGAUGCUGUUGGAAUAUCUGCAGGAUUAUACAGACCGAGUAAAGCCUCUGCUUGACCAGAAUGAGCUGUUUGGCAAAAUUCAGGGAGAUUUUGAGAAAAAGUGGGAGAUUGGCACUUUCCCUGGUUGGCCGAAAGAGACUAGCAGUGCCCUCACACAUGCUGGGGCCCACCUGGACCUCUCUGCCUUCUCCUCUUGGGAGGAGUUGGCUUCCCUUGGUCUAGAUCGGCUGAAAUCUGCCCUGCUGGCCUUAGGUCUGAAAUGUGGAGGAACGUUGGAGGAACAUGCUCAGAGGCUUUUCAGCACAAAGGGCAAGUCCCUGGAAGCCCUUGAUCCUGCUCUCUUUGCCAAAAACCCAAAGACAAAAAGGAGCAAGCGGGACACAGAGCGGAAUAAGGAUGUGGCCUUCCUAGAAGCCCAGAUCUAUGAGUACGUGGAGAUCCUUGGGGAGCAACGGCAGCUGAUGCAUGAAAAUGUGCAGCGCAAGCAGGCGCGGACUGGGGAAGAGCGUGAGGAGGAAGAGGAAGAGCAGAUCAGUGAGAGCGAAAGUGAGGAUGACGAUAAUGAGAUCAUCUAUAACCCCAAGAACUUGCCACUGGGCUGGGAUGGUAAGCCAAUUCCCUACUGGCUCUACAAGCUCCACAGGUUGAACAUCAACUACAACUGUAAGAUCUGUGGGAAUUAUACAUACCGUGGACCCAAAGCUUUCCAGCGACAUUUUGCGGAAUGGCGCCACGCUCAUGGGAUGCGAUGCUUGGGCAUUCCCAACACAGCUCACUUCGCAAAUGUUACACAGAUCGAAGAUGCCGUGUCGUUGUGGGCCAAGCUGAAGCAACAGAAGGCUUCGGAGAGGUGGCAGCCAGAUACGGAAGAGGAAUAUGAAGACUCCAGUGGGAAUGUGGUCAACAAGAAAACCUAUGAAGACCUGAAACGCCAAGACCUGCUGUAAACAGAGAUUCCCCCGCCCCCAAAACCACUCAUAUCCCCUUGUA
Molecule: messenger RNA, 1336 nt
Organism: Thamnophis elegans (Western terrestrial garter snake)
Lineage: Eukaryota; Metazoa; Chordata; Lepidosauria; Squamata; Natricidae
Product: splicing factor 3A subunit 3-like
Exons: 1
Coding region: 1-1293 (430 amino acids)
Biological process (GO): mRNA splicing, via spliceosome
Cellular component (GO): spliceosomal complex; nucleus
Molecular function (GO): RNA binding; zinc ion binding
Source: RefSeq, a predicted model, not a curated record